GACCCGACCCCAGCAGCAGCGGGUGGAGGGAGCGCGCAGCUUGCGCUGGGCAGAGCAGCGGACCCAGGGCUGCCCCGCCGGGCCCGGCUCCCCUGGGCGGGCAGUGCGGCUGGCAUGAGGGCGGAGGAGCCCCUGUCUCUCGCGGGGGCCGGGGGCGGCUGCGGAGAGGCGGAGGCGGCCGGGGAGGAGCGGAGCGGCGGCGGCCGUUGCUGCAGCAGCGAGCGCCUGGUGAUCAACAUCUCCGGGCUGCGCUUCGAGACCCAGCUGCGGACCCUGUCGCUCUUCCCGGACACGCUGCUGGGGGACCCGAGCCGCCGGGUGCGCUUCUUCGACCCGCUGCGCAACGAGUACUUCUUCGACCGGAACCGGCCCAGCUUCGACGCCAUCCUCUAUUACUACCAGUCCGGGGGCCGGCUCCGCAGGCCGGUCCAUGUGCCCCUGGACAUCUUCAUGGAGGAGAUCCGCUUCUACCAGCUGGGCGAGGAGGCCAUCGAGACCUUCCGGGAGGACGAGGGCUUCAUCCAGGAGGAGGAGAAGCCCCUGCCUCGGCAGCACUUCCAGCGCCAGGUGUGGCUCCUUUUCGAGUACCCGGAGAGCUCUGGGCCGGCCCGGGGCAUCGCCAUCGUCUCGGUGCUGGUGAUCCUCAUCUCCAUCGUCAUCUUCUGCCUGGAGACCCUGCCCGAGUUCCGCCAGGAGAGCAAGGGUGCACCGCCGGGCUUUGCGCACCGGGAGGACGGGCAGUUCUUGCUUCCUGAGCAGCCAAAUGGCACCCCGUCCCCGAUGCACCCCUCUCCCAGGACAAGCCCCUUCUUCACCGACCCCUUCUUCCUCAUCGAGACCCUGUGCAUCAUCUGGUUCUCCUUCGAGCUGCUGGUGCGCUUCUUCGCCUGCCCCAGCAAGCCCGAGUUCUCCAGGAACAUCAUGAACAUCAUCGACAUCGUGGCCAUCAUCCCCUACUUCAUCACCCUGGGCACCGAGCUGGCUCAGGAGCAGCAGGAGCCCGGGGCCCCCAGCACCGCCAGCAACAACAACGGGGGCCAGCAGCAAGCCAUGUCCCUGGCCAUCCUCAGGGUCAUCCGCCUGGUCAGGGUCUUCAGGAUCUUCAAGCUCUCCAGACACUCCAAGGGGCUGCAGAUCCUGGGGAAGACCCUCCAGGCGAGCAUGAGGGAGCUUGGUCUCCUCAUCUUUUUCCUUUUCAUUGGUGUAAUUCUCUUCUCUAGCGCCGUGUAUUUUGCUGAGACUGAUGACCCAGAAUCUUUGUUCACCAGUAUCCCAGAUGCUUUCUGGUGGGCAGUAGUGACCAUGACCACUGUGGGCUAUGGGGACAUGUACCCUAUGACAAUCGGGGGCAAGAUCGUGGGCUCCUUGUGUGCCAUCGCUGGCGUGCUGACCAUAGCCCUGCCCGUACCUGUCAUCGUGUCCAACUUCAACUACUUCUACCACCGAGAAACUGAGCAGGAGGAGCCGUGCCAGUACACCCAUGUCACCUGUGGCCAGCAGCAAUCUCCUUUCUCGGAGCCUAAAAAGAGGGACAGUAAUCAGUCCCUCAGUAAAUUAGAAUUUCUGGAGGCAGAAGAUUUAGAAUCUAUGAAAUAUCCCAACUUCAUUCCAACCAGCAACCAGGGCUAUAGAGGGAAGAAAAUGCUGACAGAAGUGUGAUCAGCUUCUCUAACAGGGUGCGGAAUAAGACUGGACUUCUACAGUUCUUCGACCCUCACCCCAUUCUCCUGGUUCCCAAAUGCAUAGCCACAAGCUGCUGCACAUUCUCCCUCCCAGUAGUAGCUGCAUAUGUUCAAGACAAAACACCAGGCUGCGAAUUGUGAUGCCGAAAACAAAUUGCUUGUGAUUUGGACACUCCUGUCCUUGAUUGCUAUGUCUCAUUAGCUUGUGCAAUUGGACAUUCUUUUGCCUUACUCUAUAGACCCAAGGGAGCCAACCUGUUGUCCCCUUCUCCUUCCAUUUUAUUUUUGGCAUGGGGCAGAGCUUUAUUCCAGUUGUAACUCUGAAGACUAAUUAUUCUACUACAUCGACAAAAGAAAUUGCUACAAGAUCAGGCAGGGAAUAGGUCAAAUGGGCUAGUAACAGCUCUCUCAAGCUGUGCCGUUGAAUUCCUGUGCUGGUACAGUGACCUUGCUUGGGGGCUCAGUCUUGCCUGCCUCUGCGGUUGCCUCGGGAGACUGGAAAUGUUGGGUCCAGCAUUGAACUGUGUUCUGCAGAUGUAGGGAAGGUCAACGAGUGCCCUAUCUCUGACACUUUCCCCUGGGUUUGCCCUGCAGUGUACAUGUAAGGGCCUGUUUGUUGUUAGAUUUUCAGAUCUAAAAGCACUUUAAUUUUUAACUAAUUGCGAUGAUAGAAGUUGUGACCAAUAUUCGCCAUCUGUGGCAUGGCAGAAACAGGUUUUUUUUUUUUAAUUUAUAGUAAUUAUUUUCUUAUUCUUUAUGUUUGAACAAAUUUCACCUUUGUUUCCAUCAGUGCCCUAGUGUUAGUUAGCAUUUAUCAUAGCAACACCAUCUUUGUGCCUGUAAAUGACUUCCUAUGCAAGGCACCUUUGUCUUCCGACAUGUACCACAUAAGUGUUUUAAUGAAAUGUACUUUAUGCUACAAGUAUCCAUUUAGAACCAUAGGAGCAGUUGACUUCACUGGGGUGUGUAGUUCUGAAUUUAAGGGUUUGUAUAGAUUAGGGAAAUUUGCAGUAGUGUAGUUACACUGCUGCAGACCCCUGCUGUAGACACACUGGAUCAGUGCAAAAUGGGGCUUACAUUGGUAUAACCAACCCACCGGGGUCAAUCACACCAGUAUAGUUGUGUCAUUAGGGGUAUGCAUUGCCACCAGUGCAAAUUUCCCUAAUCUAUCUAGAUAAACCCUAAAGGCAUAACUGGGAUCAAAAGACCUAAAGGCCUAAUUUUGGAAAGAUUCUGCUGUCUUAACAAGAAAUACCCAAAAUGUAAGUUUAGAUGGAAGGUGCACCAAGAUCGUUCACAUACUCCAGGUUCUUAUGAGAGCACCAUUUGUCAGCAGUGCAAAAGGCACACUCCAGUCUGAAGCAUUAUGCUUAUCAGUGAGCACGUUUUACAUCUCAAGGUGCAUCUACUGUAUCCCAGAUCAUCUCACUAUUUAAAAUAACUCUGCCUUUUUUCUGAUUUUUUAAAAAAAAAUUGCUCAACACCUUUCCUUGUUGGAGAGCAAGUGGGGAGGAAAGGAAAAUUGAUGCUUAAGCCUUGACAGACUUUAUCCUGGUCUUUCCUCAUUUAAGCCCUGAUCCUGCACUGAGAACUGUGUGGGCAAACCUCAACGCUUUUGUGCUCACCCUGAGUCCCACUGACUUCAAAGGGGCUCUGUAUUGGGUGCAGUGAUCUCUCUGCACAGUUCUUAGUGGAGGAUCAAAGCAUUAGGCCUUGAUCCUUCUCCUACUGAAGUCAGUAGCAAAAGUAACGUGGAUUUCCAUGGUGCAAGAUCAGGUCCUUAGGCCUGAUUGUGAGAUGUGAUGAGUACUAUCAAAUCCCAUUGAAACUGGUGGUAGCUGAUAGUUCAGCACAAAGCUAUUUUGUUUGGUUGUAUUUCAGGAAGGCUGUUUUACAUAAUGAAUUAUUAUGAUUUUUUUUCUACGGCAGAGACUGUUUGUGCUCAGACUCUUUGUGGUACCAGCAGGUGUGCAGUAGCUCUGCUGAAUGGCCUUUUUGAGAGACACCGCUCGAGGUAUCCGGGCACUGCUGUCUCUCAGCACAAUGCCUGUGCUAUUUUGGGGUUGUUUUUAUGUAUGUUUAUACUAGCUGCUAAAAGUUUCCCUAAACUGAGAUAUAAAAAACUCAGAUUAAACAAAAGUUCAGGAGGAGAGACAAGACAUACUGUUAUCUGCUUCAGAAGCUUAAAUUCCUUAAAUUCCAUUUCUUCCGAUGAAGUGAGCUGUAGCUCACGAAAGCUUAUGCUCUAAUAAAUUUGUUAGUCUCUAAGGUGCCACAAGUACUCCUUUUCUUUUUGCGAAUACAGACUAACACGGCUGCUACUCUGAAACAUUUCUUCCCUGUGUCCUGACACCGGCAUCACUGAUUGGCAGAAACCCUUGUCUUCUAAGACAUUUAGAUUCAGACCAAAUUGCUGGCAGGACAAUCGUCAUAACCUAACUCCAGCAUGAAGGUGUGGUCCAAGUGUCCUAGAAUUGUUUGCUUAAGGGAUGCUCUCAACUUAAAUGUGGGACUUUUGUGAUGUGUGUAGGUUUUAUGGUCAAUAAAAUAUCUCUACAAAACAAAGAAACAUGCUAGUGAAAGCAGUCUGCUGCAAACAAACAACUCCCUACAGUGUUUGCCAAACUUUUCAACACUGAGAAGAACCUGCAGAUGAAACUGUCUAUAAAAAAUAAGUGAAAUUGACUUUAUGGAUUUCCUUUUCCAUAACUGAGAGAAAGGCAAAAAGGAAACAAGGGUCCAAAUAUGCAAACUUGGGUGCCUAAAAUUAGGCACCCAAAAUCAGUAUUUUAAGCACUUUAGUGAAUGUGGGCUGAUUUUUCAGGGUUGUUGAGCAUUUGCAAUUAUUGUGGGUGCUCAGCACUUCUCAGCAGAGGGCCACUUUUAUUUAGGAAUUAUGGGUGGGAGUUAAGAAAAUCCCCGAGUGAUUUAGGUGCACACAUCCCAUUGGCUUUCAAUAGAACUUGUGCUCUCACAUCACUUAGAGUGGGAUUUUUGAAAACACCUAAGUUCCUGACUUUAGGCAUUCAUUUGGGAUAUAAGAGGCUGUUUUGCUAUCUAUCUAGCUAUUUUCCUUCUUAAGUCAGAGCACAUCUUUGUGAAGCAUUUGUGGAAACUAGGAAUCUCCAGGGACUUGUUUCCAUAACAACCUUGCAGACUGUUUCUCUGUACCUUGUGACUUUGGCUACAAGCAAAAACACUGGCUAAAUAUUCCAAGUUCCCAGACACAAACAUCCCAUUAUUACAGCUGUUUGGAAAAGGCUAUAGUGUGGGGGGUGAGG
Molecule: messenger RNA, 4963 nt
Organism: Dermochelys coriacea (leatherback sea turtle)
Lineage: Eukaryota; Metazoa; Chordata; Testudines; Dermochelyidae
Product: potassium voltage-gated channel subfamily A member 6-like
Exons: 1
Coding region: 115-1659 (514 amino acids)
Biological process (GO): protein homooligomerization; potassium ion transmembrane transport
Cellular component (GO): voltage-gated potassium channel complex; membrane
Molecular function (GO): protein binding; delayed rectifier potassium channel activity
Source: RefSeq, a predicted model, not a curated record